AGUGUUAUUCAAAAUUUUCUGUGUAAAUUUCCCGAAAAUGUCGAAAUACUGUGAAAUAUGUAAUUUAAAUUUUCUUGACGAAUAUGCUUUUCAUGGUCAUUUAAUGGGGAAAAAACAUUCCAAAAAAGCUGACCUAGAAAAAGAAAGGAAGAAAAAAGAACAAAACUCUAUUUUUGUAUCCCCCGUACCACAAUGGGUACGUCCUGAUGAUAUUCUUAAAUUUUUUACUCAAUUUGGACAGAUACAAAAUCAUCAAUUUGGGCCUCGAUUUUUUAUCAUAGAAUUCACAUCAAAAGAACCUGUGGAAUACUUGUUAAGUAAACAAAUUUGGAUGGAUAAAUGGUUAAUGAAAAUUCAAAGAAGAAUAAUACAUAACUCUAAUAAACGAGUUCAAAAUAAAAGUAAUCAAUCAACAUCAUCUGAAGAUAAUACAGAAGAAAAAGAAGAAAUUGAAGAUGUAGACUUAAUUACAUAUGCAUUAGACGAAGAGACUACUUUUGAUGGACAACUAGAUAGAUUAUUAAGUCUGAUACAAUCAGAUGAUUCUGAAGUCAGAGCUCGAUGUGAUAAUGUUUGUGCUAGUUUAGAUCGUGUUUUGAGUAAAAUUUUUCCUAAAUGUAAAGCGAUCAGAUUCGGGUCUACUGUCACUGGACUUCACUUAAAAACUAGUGAUAUGGAUGUAUUUCUAGACAUAGGAGAACCUGUUAAAGAUGAUGAUGAUUCUAACUCGGAAACUGUAAAUUCUAAACUUGGCUGGACACCAAAGUUAAUAUUUAGAGAAGUUAAAAAUGUUUUAUAUAAAAAUAAGUACAUCUUUACUCGAGUUAUUCCAAUUCCUAUGGCUAAAAUACCAGUUAUCAAAUUCAAUCAUAUACCUACAAACACAGAUUGUGAUAUAUCAUUCAAACACAGUUUUGGAGUACAUAAUAGUCAGUUGAUAAAACAUUUACUUACUUUGGAUCCUAGAGUUAAACCAUUGAUGAUGAUUAUCAAAUAUUGGGCUAAAAAACUUGACAUUACUGGAACUGGGAAAAUCACCAACUAUUCUUUGAUUAUAGCUAUUAUUUUUUAUCUUCAACAACCAAAUUUGCAAAUACUUCCUACAGUUUAUGAAAUUCAAUCUACCUGUCAGCCAAUUUUCUUUAAUGGCUGGCAAAUUAACUUCAAUAAAAAAUAUAAGAAAAAUGUUACCAACAACAGUACAAUACCAGAACUAAUUUAUGGAUUUUUUAAAUUUUACGCUGAUUUUAUGUUUUAUGAUAUGAUCAUAAAUCCAUUAGAUGGUUUAAUGUAUCAAAGAACAGACACCGCAAAAAUUACAUCAUUAGGAAUUAACAUCGAAUCUUUACAAUUACAUAAACCUGCUUGUAUUUUAGAUCCUAUUAAAUUUGAUCAUAAUAUAGCAAGUGGAUGGUCGGAUCGACUUCUCCGAGAUUUUCAGGCAUAUUGCACUGAAUCUGUUCAAAUUUGUGAGGAAUCAGCAAAAAAUCAGUACAAUAAUUUAUUAUCAUCUUUAUAUGAUUCAAAUGUUAAAAAACAACUAAAAAAAUGCAAAACAUAUUACAUGACCAUUCCUGCUGGCAGAUUUGAAAAACUUGGUCUUCCUAAAAACUUUGAAGAGGAUGAAAAUAUUAAGGAUAAGAAAAAGUACAUUGAAGAUCACUGGUUUCACAUGACUACUAAAUUGAUAAGAGCAGUUUUUGAAAGGGUAUUAAAAUUUGACGUUCGAGUGGUGAAUGAUGUAACAAAUUUGAAGCAAAUGAAAACAGAUGAACAGUUUGAUGUUUAUUCAAAAAAAAAUGAUAAAAUUAUAUUAUUAUGUAAAGGAAAGCAUUGUCUUAAUCGAGGAAGGAAAGGCAUGUUAUCUAAUUUAGAUGUUACUUUAAGCCCUAUUGAUAAAGAGUCUGUGAUUUCAGAUAAAAUUUUAGAAACUUUACAACAUAAUAAUGAUAUUACAUUAUUCAAGUUUACAUGUUUAUUGGAAAAACAAUUAAAUCCUUUACGUGUUGAAUUAAAAUUAACAAAUGCGCGAGUAAAGAAUAAUGUUUUCACAGAAAUAUCAGUGUUUAUGGUGAGUAAAAUUCCGAAAUUGAUUGACAAAGAAUUUUUGCAUAUGGCCCAAUAUGAAAAAGUAGCAUAAAAAUAUUAAUGUGACUAUAGUUUGUAGAACAAAAAUGUCUUAAAAAUUAAAUGGAUAAGAUAAACAUUAA
Molecule: messenger RNA, 2210 nt
Organism: Chelonus insularis
Lineage: Eukaryota; Metazoa; Arthropoda; Insecta; Hymenoptera; Braconidae
Product: speckle targeted PIP5K1A-regulated poly(A) polymerase-like
Exons: 4
Coding region: 38-2140 (700 amino acids)
Molecular function (GO): RNA uridylyltransferase activity; RNA binding
Source: RefSeq, a predicted model, not a curated record